CAAAGACAAAGUAAGAAGAAGUGCGUCAACAUCAAUUAUAGUUGUGAGGCCGCCUGCGUAGUUUCGAGUUAGCGUUUCCUUGCGUUGUGUUUAAUUUGUUGAGAAGAGCAAGUCAAUUGAUUCUGGACACUCCCAUGGCCGAGUAUCCGGUGCCUCCGCGUCCGAUUCCGCUGAACCAGCAGGUGCAGCUGAUUAUGGGCGACGAAAGCAAGGCACAAGCUGCAACUGUGAUGUCCACAGACGACCACCUCGCUCACACUAGUUCUGAUCAAAGCGUUGCUGGUGUAGUGAAGCAAUCCUCUCCGAAGUGCGACGUCGCGUUUCAUAGUACCUUGCAGCCACUGAAGCUUAUCUCCGAGAAAACGAAAAGCACAGAAAUCGACAUGUUGAUUGAUGUUUUAGUACUAUCGAUGCUCGAUGUGGUUUUUUUGCAAAGGCACUUGCUUUUGAGAGUGAUUAAGUAGUACAAGAACAAUCGUCAUCACAAUCACGUCGAUUGCUGUUGCUGAUUGGUUUUUUCUAGUUGAUAUUGCAACUUGGAACGCUCUUUCCUUCCGCUUCGGACAGGAAGAACCCAUACGAGGUCAACAAACAAGAAGGACGUACCGAGGACGCGACGACCAGCAAGCUUGCCAAGAAGACGGUCGCAGGGGAUGCAGAUGUGGAGCCAAAUGAUCAGAGCAAGCAGGGGUAUAAAAACAAGAAUCAGAGCAGCGCCUACCACAACUACCAGUCAAGCAAGAUGACCGCGCCCAACGCUAAAAUUGCGGCGUACGAUCUGGAGGUGACCAAGAUUGCGUUUCGGAAGGUAGGACUAUACUACCAUGACAUGAAUGACAAAAAUGAAGACGUGUAGAAAUGCGUUCUCACUUUUAGAACGCGGAUCGAUCAGGACCGCACCCACACGGUGCGCAUCCCAAUAGAUACAAAGACGUUGUAAAUAUUCGUAGUGUGGUGUACUAGUAUAGUUUCGUCAACUUCAUUUUCUCUUUCGAAUUUCCCCGCAAAAGCGCUUUGAUUUCGACCACGAAAAAAAACAGAUGUAUUACGUGAUGGAGGAGUUGUUCACGCAGCUGCUGUAUCCUGUGCAAAAGUGUCGCACGAUCUAGUACGAAGGAAUUGCAUGGCAAAUUUUUUCUAAUAAAGUAUAUAGGUACAACGAACUUUUCUUCAUGCAGAUUCAGGGAGUACAGAGGAGAGGCUGCGGAAGCGGAUCUGUAAUGCAGGACUGCCAUGAACAUGAUUACUUUGACUUUUACGACGAGCCACCGCGAUAUUUUUGCAAUGCAUAUGCUGAUGCGCUAUCUGCCCUCCAACUUCACGUUCCUGGACAUCGGCGCGGCUCCGGGCGGGGCGUCGCAGUUUCUGCUGGAUCGCUCCCCCAUGUCCUGUGGGUACGGGUUCACGCUGCCGCCGGAGUGGGGCGGUUUCCCGAUGGGUCUGAAGAACUGCUUCGGGCGGUACCAGCUGCACCUCGGCGACCUGCUCGCGGACCCGGACAAAGUCGACCUGGUUCGCUGCCAACGGGCCGUGCACCUGUGUUUCGCCGACGCGCAGCUGCUCAAGCAGAGCGCCGGUUUUGUCAACGGAAACGUCCGCAGCGAACAGGAAGCGCGCACGUGUUUAAUCACCAGCCAGGUGUGACAAUGAAUUUAGUCGCUGUACUAUUUUUACGAGGACGUAGUACUAGUACAUUCAAAACAUUCUACAGCAGCUGGUUGUAUUGGUUAAUUUCAAUUUCAUUUUCUGCAAAUCCUAAUCUUGCAGUUCAUAGUGUUUUAGAUGCAGCGCAUGUAGUGUAACCUGUAACGUUGUAAACGUGCAAUCUACUGAGACGAAAGCUCUUGCUCUUGCAUACUCCGCUCACUGUUGUUUUUGAGUACAUCCUUCACAAGCAAACCCUUACAUUGCAGGUUUUGAACGGGUUAACAAACCUGAAGGAGAACGGCCUGUUUGCGAUCCGCUUGUAUGCGUACGGGUCGGAGAUGUGCAAAAACGAAACGCAGUUGAUUUUCCUGCUGAUGCACUACUUCUACGAUGUGCGCCCGUGGAAGUCCGCGCAGUUUCACGCGUCCGACCUGUCUUUCUACCUGGUUUGUUCCGGCUUCAAGCGCCAGCAGUUUGCCAAGGACAAGAUGUUCGGCAAGUUGGAAAGCUCCUACAAAAAGUACUACCGCCUGUGCACCAACCGGAAGCUCUUGAAGCUACGCGAUGAGUAUCUGUGGCGAACCCAGAUGAUGAAUCACGGUGGCGCGGCGCCGGCGGCCAGGGCAGCUUUCAGUGGACACAGUAAGGACGAACAAGUUGCAGUGGCGGGGUCCUCGUCCACUAGUACUACGUUUACUUCUAGCCAGCAGGGCUCAUUGAAGAAGAUUUCCGCGGUAGUCAAGGAUCCCACGACUUCUGGCACUGCUGGAUCCGGAGAUUUGUUGCAAAGUGUGACUGCGGCUGCGCAACCGGGUCUGCUCGUAGACCUCAAAAAUGUAAGCGACCAGGAGCAGCUGGCGCGCACGAUUUCGCGGGACAGCUCCGAUGCGAAGACCUUGGUCUCGGUGAACCAGACGGUGCUGAUCGACCACAGCACUGAGGAACUAGUGUCGCAGGACGGGAACCCGACGGGAACAGCAGAACGUCAAGAGUUAAACAAUGGCUGCAGCAAUCUUGACGCGAGGGAACUACAAAGCCACGACCACGUAAACGCUGAGCACAUGAUGGAUCUUGACGUCGAUUCGUCCGAUAGUGCCGGGCUUUCCGAGAACGACGACGACGAGGAGCUGCACGAAGAUGAGUUGAUGAAUCACUACAACAUGAAUCCAGAAGAUAUCAACCAUUCCUUUCCGGCGCAGGAAUUCAUCAUGCAAGAAGAGCAGAAAGAAAUGCAGCAGAAAGACGAACAGAACACCACAAAUGAUCCAAAAUUGCCGGUCGGCCAUGUCGUCGGUGGGAACGAGGAGGGCGAGCAGCACCAAGAUCAGGAUCAUAUCCUGGCCACUCCGACCAAGAAAGAGAAAAAGCUCCUCUUGCUGAUGCGGCCCCGCACGUACUCAAGUCCAGACAUUCUGUGCCAAGACUACGAACGCGAUUUCGACAUGGCAGACCACGGGAAGGCACUCGUCGAACAGGAUGAGAUUGUGGAGUUUGAAAACCAUAAUACAACUACCGGGAAGAAGAUCAUCAUGAUGACCGACGAGCCUGCUCCGGCGGUACUGGUACCGGAGACAACGGUAAAAACGGCGGAGCAAGACCUCUGUGCCGCUGCCCACCCUGUCGUGGGCACCAGCAGCUACCAGAAGGAAAAUGAAAUCAGCGAGGAGUUCUGCCGCGGUGACGAAGAAGUGGUAGCAGAUGUGGACGACCACGCUGACGUUUCCUCUGCCGCCGAAUUGCAAAACAUCAUGGAGAUGAAGUCGCGAUUGCUUGUUGCGAACGCGAAGACCACAGAGGAAAAUCAAAACGCGACGCAAAACGCCACUGUGGAUGAAGAAUCUCGCUCGUUCGAGGAUCGGGAGCAUGAUCGUUCCUUUGCGAGCCCGACACCACAGCGGCCGAUCCGCCUCCAGUUCGCAGACAGCAUGUCUUCCAGCACAAACAGUCUCGGGGAAGCCGACCGCUUGCCGGACCCGACUAAGUCUAUGUUUGAAGAUUUUGGUAUUAUAAACAAAAAUCAUCUACUACUUUGUGUUGUUCCUGGUGAUAUGCCCAUUUUGGAUCUAGGGUUCAAGCGUUAGCGUCGAGGACAUUGCGGCCCCAUCGACAUCAACGACGUGGAUGUAUGAGUCAUGAUCUUGUCCAUGCCAAUCUUUGAUGAGCAUAAUUUAACGCAUGACGACGUCAGGCGUUUUCUUGUCCUUGGAAAAGCUAGAAAAAAAAACAAACAGAAACGCUGAAGCAACUGGACCGGUGCGGAACGGCUUCGACCGAGUUAAUCCCGUGUUCGGAAACCUCCACCGAUGACCAGAGUCCGGAGUUUGCCGCGACUAGCUCCACCACCGGAACAUUCAUGGACAUCAACGAAGUUUGCCGCAAUGUAUAAGCGAACUUGAUAAAAAUUGUUGCAAUUUUUACAUCAUAACAUUGCAAAGGUUCUACUUCUUUGUUGAGGAUCAUGUACUCGCGGCUUAUCACAUCUUCGCUGCAUGAUUCAUGCCAGUUUGUCACAAACAAGAACCGAGCAAACCACAAAAAACCCCAUGCAUCGCACCUAACAAAACUACAGAUGGGCAUCUCCGAGGAUGAGUUUUGGACUCUCGCGGGCAUUCCGAACCCCGACAUGCAGGCCGUGGUCGGUCCGCAGCGUGGGCCGGUGCCGAUGGAGUUGGAUGGCGACAUCGUGUUGACUGAUGAGCUGUUGCAGCAUCAGCCGCACAAUUUCACCAUCGACCACACGAAGGAAGUCGAUCUGGAUGUGGACCACGCAAACAUGAGCCAAAUCAUGCAAAACCGGUACGGUGCUGGUGCAGGAGCGGCAGCGGCGCCCGCGGGUAGGGUGGAGGACCAGGAAAUCUUCAAUCAAUCCCAGCAAGGAGAAAGCGACGAAGGAUUUUUGCAGGCGAAUCAAGAGCGCAGGAUUUUGUUGAACUACGACGAGGCGGAAAAUUGCCGGCAGCACGAGGAUCCGCAGAACGAUGCUGGUGCGGCGGUUCCCGCAGAAGAAGAACAAAUAGUGCAACAAAAUGACGACUCCUGGGAUGUUGCAUGGUACGGCCAUGUCACGAAUGCGCACACGUUUUUCAACAAAAUCCCAGUGGCGAGGACAAGUGCUUCUACAUCUUCUAGUAACGCAAUAAACCGUGUAAUCACGACCGGAAGUACUGCAGUGGACCAGCACCAGGUCAGUGGGCACUCAGACGUUGACAUGGUGACCGCGGCCGUCCGCCCCGUGGGCACCAACCUUUUCAACAACAUCAGUUCUCCCUCGGGGAGGGCUGCUGCAGUGGCCGGUGGACUGCAGGGCCAGUUUCAGCAGCACGGAAUAAAUCAAGGAUUGUCGGAACCGACUCUCUCCUCAGUGCUGAACCGCCCCGUCGUGAUGACGAAGUCAAAGCCGAAGCCCACCUUUGCGAGUGGCGCAGCAUCCCCUCAGCCUACGCAGCACAGCUCGUCGACAAAUGAUGGGUCCGCUAUCACCGUGCCGACUGUGAUGAACAAGAAACCCUUGCUCUACAACCCGGCGUUGCAGAAGAAGAUGCCGAACAGCAGCCACCAGAAUCAUGUAGUUUCGAUCGGCCGGAGCUCUUUCCGCCUGUCUUCGGCACUCUAUGAGAAGUACCGACCCGAGCCGCAGCUGUUGGUCCAGCAUGCGCCCAGAUACAAGCAGUCGCAGGAAGAAAGGUACCUGCAGCAGCUCGAAAAUGUCAUCGCCUACGUGCUCAAAUUUGCGCAAGCGCACACCCGGCACGGAGGUCGGACGGUGGCGAGGGACACCAGUGUUGGCCAUGAUGUUAGCGCGGAUGUGGAGUCAGGCAGUACAGAGGACGCCAGCCGUGUCGUUAAGAAGAAAAUGCACAGCGAAUCAUCCUCGGAUCAACAGCCGGCAUCCUCGGCCGGUCCGAACUGCAGCGAUGAAAUGGAGUGACAUUUUGGAUGAGGAGUUGCAGAAAGCAGGUUGAAAAUCGCAAGAGUAAUUUCAGCAGACGAUUUUCAACAUUUUUCGCAAAUGCAUAGCAACAAUCUUCAAGCUUAAGCUUUCUGAAUCAAUGUCACAGAUAUAGUUGCAGCGAACAAUAACAAUAAGUUUCACUAGCGUUUGCUGCUAGUUGUAGUUUCAGUUUAUCUUUUUCUUCGUUUGAGAAUACAGUUUCAGUUUAUACCUUAAUCGCGUUGACGAGAGAAAUGAAAUCAUGCUUUGCCUCGACCUAGAUCUGAUUUUUUUACAAAAGUGACAACAAAUGUCUUGCUAGCUUCGUUGAUGCUGCUUUUUUCCAAACGAUUUAACACCAAAGUGCGACGAGUGUUUCUUUAUCAUUCUGCGUUUACGAUUUUAUCGCAGCUAUCACAUCUCAAUGUUAUGAACAUCGGCUACUUAGACAGAGUCUACUCCAAUACUAGAGAACAAAGCUCUCUGAUAGUUUUAUCACGAGCUUCCUAUUUCCGUUCAUUUCGAUUUUUCGAGAAGUAGUAGGCCGAGUGAUGGUGAUGCUACCAUUGCCUCCAGUCUCUUGUGUACAGAGACAGCUACACUCUCGCCUUCAUGUAUGAUUUUUUAAUGCACAAGUUGUAAACGGAAGCGCCGUUUCUUAUGCGAUUAGUAAUUGCAUUUGCAGACGACCCUUUCGCUUUCCUAGAAACUUACUAACUUAUCAACUUUUUUAUAUACAGCGAACUUUUUUCAAGGAGCUGCUGCUCGUGCAAAAGUGGUUUGCUUCGUUUUUAUCAAUUCUUUCUCCUUUUUUCAUCAUUUUUCUGUGAAGAAUGAUGGCACUUGUCAACUACAAGAGCUGCACUAGUACAUGUACAGGUUUAUUUUACAUACUUUUGGAAACUCAAACGAAUACGAAUUGGAAUAGCCACAAUGACACCGUCGAGAACAAAGAUUUUAAAUGACAACUCUUCUCUCACCAGUUUCAGACUAACUUCUCCGCUCUCCGCGUAGUGCGUGGCCAUAAUAUAUGAGGGAUUCAAACACCAUCCGCAUACUUUUACGCACCUCUUACCUGCCUCAGGCUCUGCCUAAAUUUACUUUUUUUUAGCCUUCUUGUCGAUGUGAACUUUUUUCGCAAACCAUUUUUAUUUAGUGCGCACUAGUUCUAGGUGUAAGUCGCAUUGCCAAUAUCGAUAUUUCAUGUGGAACUUGUUAGACUUACCGAAAUAAAACUGUAUGAUAAAUAGAAGAUAAAAUCUCGUUUCUGAUUCUGCAGGACCUUCUUGUGAUUUGCAAUUGCAAUUCGUGCCUGCGCGUCGUCGAUUUGCAUUUGUCUUCGAGUGGUUGCACUCACAUGAUGACUCCGGAAACGCUUCUGUAGAACCUCCACUCAGAGGUGAAGGACGAGCAACGACGACAACGUUACUAACUUGUGCAGCAUGGUUGUAAAUCUGAAAGAAGUUGCUGUACUAGCAAGAAACACGCGGUUUCCACCUGACUCACCCCUCGACCUUGAUUUUUCACAAUGCACUGUUUUUUUCGGGUUUUCAACAGACCACGAUCACCAU
Amoebophrya sp. A120 is the source of this 7149-nucleotide messenger RNA. The record is from the annotation of a GenBank genome assembly. NCBI's taxonomy places the organism in Eukaryota, Dinophyceae, Syndiniales, Amoebophryaceae.